AUGGAGGCCAUAAAGAAGAAGAAUAAAAGGGUGGUUGUAAUUGGAGCUGGAGUUGGAGGUGUCGCAACAGCCGCUCGACUCGCCAAAGCUGGAUUACAAGUCUCACUCUAUGAGAAAAACGACUAUUACGGUGGGAAAUGCAGCAAUAUUGUUCACAAUGGCUUCCGCUUUGAUCGUGGACCGUCAAUUAUGCUGAUGCCCGAAAUAUUCGAGGAAACCUUUCAGCAUCUGGGCAGCUCCAUGUCCUUAGAAGAAAUGCAGCUUCUCAAAUGCGAGCCCAACUGCAAGGUCUGGUUCGAGGAUGGAAAAAGCUUCGCGACUUCCACUGAUAUUGCGCACAUGAAACGCGAAAUUGAGAAAAUUGAAGGACCAAGCGGGUUCACGCGUUAUAUUGAAUAUCUCAAAGAGUGCCAGCAGCAUUAUCAGCAGAGUGUGAUUCAUGUGUUGAAAAAGGACUUCCCAGGCUUUUCUUCGCUUCUACGGCCCGCAUUCUUGCCUUACUUAUUUCAAUUGCAUCCCUUUCACACUGUUUGGCAAAGGGUCUCCAGGUUUUUCAGAUCCCAUCAGCUCCGUCAAGUCUUGAGCCUUGGAAGCAUGUACCUUGGAAUGUCUCCUUUUGAGGUCCCGGGUACUUACACACUCCUCCAAUAUGCUGAGUUGGUCGGCGGGGUUUGGUAUCCUGUAGGUGGAUUCUAUCAAGUGGUUGAAAAAUUAGUUCAGGUUGGCACAAGGCUUGGUGUCACGUAUCAUCUUUCGCAGCCAGUGGAAACAGUGACUGUGUCUCGCGGGAAGGCUUCGGGUGUCUCUCUCGGGUUGAACAGAUUGGUUGAAGCCGAUGCUGUUGUCAUCAACGCUGAUUUGAUAUACGCCUUCAAAACGCUCCUCCCACCAGGUCCAUUAACCUCGGAUGUACUAAGUCGUGGCAAGAACAUGUCUUGCAGCAGUGUUUCCUUUUACUGGUCGCUUUCCAAGACCUUCCCCCAAUUGGAGACCCACAACAUGUUCGUCGAAGGUUCGUAUGGACAGCGAUCUACGCAUGUCUAUAUGAAGCGCCAAUCGCCGAUGAAAUCUUCUUUUUAUAUCCACGUUCCCUCGAGGAUAGACCCUACAGCUGCACCAGCAGGGAAGGAUGCGGUCAUUGUUCUCGUUUUAGUCGAGAAUUUAGGAGAUGCAGAUCCCUGUCACGAAGGGUUCGAUGAAUCAGACUUGGUGUCCUAUGCGCGUGAACAUGUGAUCUCUUCUAUUGAGAAGCGAACAGGGGCCGUUGGGUUCAACAAGCUUAUUGAAAAUGAGAGUGUGAACACACCAUCGACAUGGCAAGAAUCAUUCAACUCCGAGAAAGGCGGAAUAUUUGGCCUCGAUCACAGUUUUUUCAACAUUUUGUCUUUUCGACCCAAGAUUAAACAUGAUAGUGUUGCUGGUGUAUAUUUCGUUGGCGCCAGUACACAUCCUGGAGCUGGAGUUCCGACCUGCCUUGCGGGUGCAAGGCUCACAGCGGAGCGAGUCCUGAACGAUCUGGAGGUUUCUAUUCCCUGGGAAACUUCCACUUCCAAUCCUCAAAAAAGGCAUGAUUGCUCACAAUCCUUCACACUGGGUCUGUUCUCCCAGUUGCUAUGGAAGUGGGUCUUAUUCUUCAUAUCCGUUUCCAUGGUCAUCGGACUAGCUUUGGCGGAUAACCCCUAG
Messenger RNA from Penicillium pulvis, 1683 nucleotides. RefSeq names its product phytoene desaturase family protein. Gene Ontology annotation, biological process: carotenoid biosynthetic process. Gene Ontology annotation, molecular function: oxidoreductase activity. The transcript has 4 exons. The coding region runs from base 1 to 1683 and encodes 560 amino acids. NCBI's taxonomy places the organism in Eukaryota, Fungi, Ascomycota, Eurotiomycetes, Eurotiales, Aspergillaceae. The record is from RefSeq and is a predicted model, not a curated record.